AUGACGUCGUCGAUGUUUGAAGAUGACUCCGCAGCUCGCCGAAUGAACGAUUCUUUGUAUAAAAAUGUUCAUUGUAUGGAUCGAUCAGCAAUCGAUAUGACCGAAUGUGCCGUUAAUCGACGUUGUUCUUCUGCUACUCGAAGUCGACUCGCUGUUUCCGUUUUGCCUGGUACUUCCACACCAAAGGCUACAAAAAUACCAACACUAAUGUCGCGCAGCCUUUCCGCUUCUUAUGAUCGGAACCGAAUC
Haemonchus placei is the source of this 249-nucleotide messenger RNA. The record is from the annotation of a GenBank genome assembly. Lineage: Eukaryota; Metazoa; Nematoda; Chromadorea; Rhabditida; Trichostrongylidae.